This is a messenger RNA of Drosophila ficusphila, 1827 nucleotides long. RefSeq names its product trichohyalin. The transcript has a single exon. NCBI's taxonomy places the organism in Eukaryota, Metazoa, Arthropoda, Insecta, Diptera, Drosophilidae. The record is from RefSeq and is a predicted model, not a curated record. The coding region runs from base 109 to 1713 and encodes 534 amino acids.
AUUGCCAGAGUCCAGUCCACAGUCCACAGCCGCCUUUGAAAUUAGUAGAGCAUUUUCACUGCCCGCUUGUAUACAUUUUUUUUAGUUACUUUCGAUAAUCUCGCCGCGAUGCAGAACUCCGGGCGCGGGGAGGACCACUUCAACUUCAUCACGCGGACGGACCGCAAGAGUCUGCACACGCAGAUCGGGCUCCUGGUGGCCAAGGCGAAGGAGGUGGCCGCCACGGAGCUGCAGGAGCGCAGCCGCCGGCUGAAGAAGAUGCUGGAGGAGGAGGACAAGCGCUACGAGGAGGAGUUCUCCAACACGGUGAAGACCCGCAUCGACCAGGACAUCAAGGAGCGGAAGGAGCACCUGCACGCCAUCAAGGAGCAGGUGGCCAAGCAGCAGAAGCAGUUCCUCGAGGAGAAGUACGUCCAGCAGGUGAUGCUCGACUGCUACGAGGUGCGCGAGGCUCUGCGGCAGCAGGACCUCGUGGAGACGAAGAUCGUGCAGGAGGAGCAGAUCCUGGAGAACCAGAGGCGGAAGCGGCGCGAGUGCCAGCAGGAGCAGUACUGGCUGGAGCUGAACCGGCGCCGCUGGGCCCAGUUCGACUGCCACCAGGCGGAGGAGAACCAGAGGCGCCGCCAGAUGCAGGAGCAGGUGAACCACGUCCUGGCCAUCCAGGUGGCCGAGCACGAGGAGAAGCGCAGAGAGGCGGAGGCGGAGCGCAGCGAGGACGAGCGGGUCAUCAACGCGCUGCUCGAGGAGAUUCGCCUGGAGGAGUUCGACAAGGAGCACCAGCCAGCCCCGGUGGACCAGCUGGCCUACCAGGCCGAGCUGCUCCAGGAGAUCGAGCGCAAGCGCUGCGCCCGCCUGACGGAGUGGGAGGCGGACAAGGCCGAGCACGCGGCCUUCUGCCGGGAGACGGAGCGCCUGGAGGCGGAGGCCCGCGCCAGGAUCGCCCAGGGCAAGAAGGACCUCAACCGCGCCACCCUCGAGUACCUGGCCUACCUGCGCCGCAUGCAGUCCCUCGAGCUGGGCAUCGAGAAGAUGAUGGACGAGCGCACCGCCGACCUCUACCAGCUGGAUGUGUGCACCAAGGUGAACAUCACCGAGCGGGUGCGCAUCAAGCGGGAGGCCGCCGAGCAGUGCUACGAGAUCCUGCGGAAGCAGGUCUGCGAGGAUUACGAGCGCAGGAUCCGCUCCGACGCCGAGCUGCGCGAGAACAAGAUGAUGGAGAACCGCUUCGUCCACCCGGAGGUCACCCACGAGAUGACCGUGUGCCGGCAGAUGCGCUACAAGGCGGAUCUGGACGCCCAGAUCAAGGAGAUGCGCCGCAUCCAGGCGGAGGAGGAGAAGCGGUUCGACAGCCGCCUGAUGGCCGCCGUGGACAACCCCGUGGUGUGCAAGCAGCUGGCCAGGGAGAUCCUGGAGAAGGGCACCGACUACCUCGCCCCGCACCCCAACUGGCGGAUCAUGGCCUGCAACCCCAACAAGUACGUGCUCCGGCCGCCGUCCACGGAGCAGGAGUUCGCUGCCAAGGUGGCAGGUGCCACUGUGGACAAGUGCCCCUGCCCCAGGGAGGCGCGCAAGCACUGCGGCUUCAUGGCCGGGCUGGGCAGGCUGGACGAGCCGCCCGAGGGGGCCAGACCCCACUUGGAGGAGGCGGCGGUGACCCCGUCACAGAAGCCCCCGAAACCAGGAUUCAGGAGCUGCCGCUGCAAAUUCUAUUAGUUAUAUGUGGGAUUCGAUCCAAAAACCAUUUCAAAUUGCGUUGAAUGUUUAAACUGGGGCUAUUAAACUACUGGAAUUGGGCAUUAGACCAGUUUAGAUUCAGUGUGAACAAGA